AUGCUACAGCUGAAAAGCCUCUCACGGAGAUGCCGCAAGGAUUCUGGGGAUUAUGGCGAUGUUCUGGAUAUUGCUGCUGGGAGUUUACCAACCGCCAGAAGACCUAAAGCAGGCGACCGCCAAGUCUAUCUAGGUAUUCCUCGAAACUGUCUGCGCAAUAUCUGGUGGACAAUCACAUGGGGUUUCGGUACACUUGUCUACGCUCUAUCGGUUCCUUACUGCUACUUGCUUCUGAGGAUGCAGAGAAAUGAGGUCAAAUGGGUUUGGAUUGGGUUUCAGAGCGUUUGGAUGCUUUUGCGACUCAUAUUCUUUCAAAUAGCCAAGGGUGCUGAUACACUGAAAUGUCACCCACCCGAACGGAAACUUUUGGCGAAAUUGGAGAAUGGUGAACGAGAGAAGUUGUGGAAUUUGCUACUUGGACUGGCGAGAUAUCAGAUUAGCUUUCAUCCACGGGGCAGCUACUCAUACAAUGGAGCACUUGAGUCGAUUGAAACAGUGUUCAAGGCACACUUUCAAGACAAGCUGCCUUCUCAUAUCGAGGAAAAGCCGGAAAUCGUCAGAAUUACGGGCGUUGUCGAUGAUACUAUAUUAUCAGCUGCAGCAUGGUUGAAAGGGUCGGAACACGAUACUUUGAGCUUCUACGACUGUUGUGUGGUUUCAGUUACCCACGACAGGCAAGAUAUAGCAGUUCCUGCAUGUCGUGUCCUUUAUACACUUGACAAGGAACAAAAUGAUGACAAAGAGAAGGGAAAUAAACCAGAACUUGUACCGAGGGGAGGUCCAAAUCGCGGAAGGCAAUACGUUGGAUGGUGUUCUUGGAUGCCACUUCCGGAUUGCAAGUGGCUUCAGGUCAAAAGCCGUGACUUGACUGUAACUGGAGAGGAUAAAGAGAUCAGAGUCAUGACCGACACUGAACUUGAUGACGCCCUAAAUACGAGAGAUAUGUGUAUUAGUCUUGAAAAGGCGGACCAGGUGAGGUCAAUCGUUGAGAUGUCGUCGGAAAUUUGGCACGAUUUGCUUGAUAUUAAGCGUGGCAAAUAA
Aspergillus pseudoviridinutans is the source of this 1041-nucleotide messenger RNA. RefSeq lists its product as uncharacterized. Bases 1 to 1041 code for a protein of 346 amino acids. NCBI's taxonomy places the organism in Eukaryota, Fungi, Ascomycota, Eurotiomycetes, Eurotiales, Aspergillaceae. The record is from RefSeq and is a predicted model, not a curated record. The transcript has a single exon.